Molecule: messenger RNA, 1644 nt
Organism: Penicillium atrosanguineum
Lineage: Eukaryota; Fungi; Ascomycota; Eurotiomycetes; Eurotiales; Aspergillaceae
Product: amino acid permease
Exons: 2
Coding region: 1-1644 (547 amino acids)
Biological process (GO): amino acid transmembrane transport
Cellular component (GO): membrane
Molecular function (GO): amino acid transmembrane transporter activity
Source: RefSeq, a predicted model, not a curated record
AUGAACCAGGACGACGAGGUCACCAGUGCACACAGCCAUGGCGAGAUCGAGACUAAGGAUGUAAAGCAAUUGAGUGGUCAACAUGAUGGCCGUACCAAUGAAUGUGACUUCGACGCGGAGGAGAAGCAAGUAGUUGGUGAAUCUGCACCAUUGCCUAACUUGCAACGGAAGCUGAAGAGUCGGCACCUGUCGAUGAUUGCUAUUGGUGGCACUAUCGGAACAGGCCUGUUUAUUGGAAGUGGAACAGCAAUUGCCUACGCAGGGCCCGUCGGCGCUUUACUCGCCUUCAUCUUCGUUGGAUCCAUUGUUUUCUCCGUCAUGUCAGCUCUCGGAGAGGUUGCCACUUUCUUACCUAUCCCAGGAGCGUUUGCCUCCUAUGCCACACGACUAGUGGACCCAAGCUUAGGUUUUGCAAUGGGCUGGAUCUACUGGUUCUCAUGGGCGUCAACCUUCGCGCUGGAACUGACCGCGACCGGUCUGAUCAUCCAAUACUGGGAGCAAUCACUCCCUAUCGCUGGGUUCAUUGCCCUGUUUUGGGUCCUUAUCAUAGCUCUGAAUAUGUUGCCGGUCAGCUGCUACGGUGAAACCGAGUUCUGGCUGUCAAGCGUCAAGGUCUUGACCGUUGUCGGGUUUAUGAUCUUCGCAAUCUGCAUGAAUGCUGGCGUUGGUGAAGAAGGUUAUAUCGGCUUCAGAUACUGGGUUCACCCUGGGCCGUUUGUGCCCUACCUCCUUGAAGACCCAAAGCAGGAUGCGUUGGCGAAGUUCCUUGGCUUCUGGGCGGUUCUUAUUAAGGCUGCAUUCUCGUACCAGGGUACUGAGCUUGUCGGCAUCGCGGCUGGUGAGACUGAAAAUCCUCGCAAGAGCGUGCCUAGUGCAAUUCGGAAAACGUUCUUCCGAAUCAUUUUCUUUUUCGUGUUGACGAUCUUUUUCAUUGGGAUUGUUGUGCCUUCCAACGAUACACACCUCACAGCUAGCGAAGGCAGUGGCGCGAGCGCAAAUAACGCGAACGCGUCGCCCUUUGUUAUCGCUGCGAAUCGCGCUGGCGUGAAAGUGCUACCAAGCAUCAUCAACGCUGUGUUGUUGACCGUCGUCCUGUCCGCUGCCAACUCCAACGUUUACAGCGGAAGUCGAAUCCUCGUCGGCUUGGCCCACGAAGGCUUCGCGCCUCGCUUUUUCGUGAAGACGACAAAAUGGGGAACACCAUACUACAGCGUGGGCUUCACUGCUCUUUUCGGCCUUCUUGGUUUCUUGAACGUCUCCAAUGCCGGGGCUACUGUGUUCAACUGGUUGCUUCAGAUCGCCGGUCUGGCUGGGUUGAUUACAUGGUGUGCAUUGAACAUCUGCCAUCUAGGCUUUAUGCGAGCAAUGGAGGCGCGAGGUCUUCCUCGUAGUAUUCUACCAUACAAGUCUCUCUGGCAACCAUGGCUGUCAUACUAUGGCCUCUUUUUCAAUGUCCUGAUUAUCUUCACUCAGGGCUUCACUGCUUUUAUUCCAUCAUUCAGCGUUACAGACUUUUUCAUCAACUACCUCAGCCUCAUUUUGUUUGCUGUGUUAUACGCUGGUCAUAAGAUCGCUUAUAGACAGCCAUUUGUUGAUCCCCUUGAGGCGGAUAUUGAUACGGGCAGAGUUGACCUCGAUGAUUAA